AUGAGCCAGCCGAGGCAAGAACCCGUAGAGGUGGAGGAGCUGCACCCUGCCAGCGUGCAGGCUGUCUUCGACUCCCUCACCGUGGACCCGGCACGCGAGCUGGCGGAGAUCCGCGAGGCUCGCACGGCCGACUCGUUGGGGCUGCACCUGGAGCGCAUGCUGGCGCUGCGUCCACCGCCGAGCGUGCGGGAGACCCUCUGCGGCGGCGCGCUGCGCGUGCUGCUCGUCCAGGGGCCUGGCGGUGGCCUGCAGGGCCAGGCGCGCGUGCUCUACGAGGCCCCCUCUGGAGUGGACCGCCCUGCGCUGCAGGCACGCCUGCAGGAGGCCGCGCCGGCGGUCUCGAGGGCGCUGGCCCGGCAGCUGAUGCUCACCGUGGCGCCGCGUCUGCACUUCGAGCCAGCUCCCGAGGGGCCGCCCAGCACCCUGGUGGCGGCGAGGCCGACGCUGUGGCGCACCGCCAAGCGUGAGAGGCGGGAGGCGGUGCACGGCGCCAUGCGCUCGUGGGUGGCGGACAUGAACUGGUGA
Prorocentrum cordatum is the source of this 525-nucleotide messenger RNA. The record is from the annotation of a GenBank genome assembly. Lineage: Eukaryota; Dinophyceae; Prorocentrales; Prorocentraceae.